Synchytrium microbalum is the source of this 483-nucleotide messenger RNA. RefSeq lists its product as uncharacterized. Bases 1 to 483 code for a protein of 160 amino acids. NCBI's taxonomy places the organism in Eukaryota, Fungi, Chytridiomycota, Chytridiomycetes, Synchytriales, Synchytriaceae. Gene Ontology annotation, molecular function: DNA-directed RNA polymerase activity; nucleic acid binding; zinc ion binding. Gene Ontology annotation, biological process: transcription-coupled nucleotide-excision repair; DNA-templated transcription; maintenance of transcriptional fidelity during transcription elongation by RNA polymerase II. The transcript is spliced from 2 exons. Gene Ontology annotation, cellular component: RNA polymerase II, core complex. The record is from RefSeq and is a predicted model, not a curated record.
AUGGCAGCCGCAGCAAGACAGCAGAGCACUGUAGCCUUCCAAUUCUGUCCUGAAUGCGAACAAUCACUCCAAAAAGUCGACCUGGCCCAAGACCCAACACUCCCACGCACCCGCUCCAGAAUAUGUCCCAGAUGCGACAAGAACGAAGCAGUCUUCUUCCAAUCCACAUCCAAAAUGGCCGAUUCCAUGGUACUAUAUUUCGCAUGUGUGGACUGUGGGCAUCGCUGGAAGGAUACCGAUAUAGAAGAGGAAGCCAAACAGCGGGAGCAGAAUGCUGAACAGGAACAGCAGGGCGAAGGUGCUGGUGGAUUUCAAUUUGGUCAGAAUAGUAAUAAUGGGCAACAGCAAGCUGGGACACCUGAAUUGAAGGAUGACAUCAAGGAUGAAGUGGACUUGGAGGAUGAUGGGGACUUGUUUGGAGAUCAGGGGCUUGCAAGUGGAGGUGGUGAUGAUACGCAAGAGUAUAUGGACGAAGACUUUUGA